This is a messenger RNA of Lingula anatina, 2193 nucleotides long. RefSeq names its product nesprin-1-like. Gene Ontology annotation, cellular component: membrane. The record is from RefSeq and is a predicted model, not a curated record. Lineage: Eukaryota; Metazoa; Brachiopoda; Lingulata; Lingulida; Lingulidae. Gene Ontology annotation, molecular function: protein binding.
AUGGGUGCUUGUCUGUCUUGUAAAAAUGAGCAGGGAUCACGGCAUGAGAAAACUUAUACCACUCUUAGCUUCAGGAGAAAGAGAAAGAAACUUGUAUCAGACUUAGACAGUAAAGAAGAAGAUGUGGCAGCAUUUAGACAACUUGGUGGAAGAAUUGCCCCCCGGGUCAGUCCCCAUGACAGAAACCUGGUGGACUAUCAAGUCAGAGAUAUAGAAGGUCGCUACAAUGAUUUACGCCAGCGUUCCAAACAUCAGAAGCAGGCGUGUGAGGUGGUGAUCAUCAGCAGAGAGACGUUGUUGAAGGACUUGGAUGGCUACGUGGCAUGGCUGAAGGAGAGAAAGAAGAUGGUGGGAAGCCAGCUAUCUCUGGGGCAUGGGGUCCAAAAUGUACAGCAGCAGUUGCAUGAGCAUAAUAUUAUCUGCAAAGAAAUAGAGAGCAAACACACCGUGCUGGAGUCCGUGAGCAGACAAAGAGAGACACUGCUUUCUGAGCUCAGCCACCCAGAGCGGGAAUCAGUUGACAAACAGAUCCAGUCUGUUCAGAAAGAGCACAGCCAACUUCACAACAACGCCCUCACAAAACAGAAGCUUCUCUCUAGGAGUCUGGAGCUCCGAGAGGAGUUCUACCAGAGCUACGAGAAAAUAACAAUCUGGGUUGUGGAAAAGGAGAGGAUUGUUGGGAAAAUUGACACCAUAAGGCUGUAUGCUGUGGAAGUGGAGAGGCAGCAUGAAAAAUACAAGACUUUGCUGACAGAGGUUACUUCCAUGGAGGGUACACUAGAGGAAGUGGUGACCCAGGGAAGAAAUCUCCAGACUGACUGUGAUGAGCAGGGGACUUCUGAGCUGGAGACAAUGUUGAAGGAACUACUUGAAAGAUAUCAAACAAUGAAAACACGCCUGUCUGAGCAUGUCACCACUUUGAGGAUGAGCCUAACCGUCAGGAGGAAAUAUGAGUCCAAUAUUCAGAGACUAGAACUGUGGCUAAAGGAAGUAGAGCUUACCAUCACUACUGAGAUCAGACUGGACUGUACAAUAGAGCUGAUAGAGGAACAGCUCAAGAAAUAUCAGAGUUUGUUGCAGAAGAUAGCUGAAUAUGAAGUUCUCAGUGAUGAAGUGACCUCUCAAGGUCAGAGUUUCCUGGGGUCACUCAGCGAAGCAGACAAGCUGACUCUGCAAGCACAGAUUAAAACACUCAGGGAUAGACAUCAGAGGAUAUCCAACCUGGCCAAACAGCGUGUGAAGACACUGGAGGACACUGUAUAUGCCAGGGGUCAGCUGGACGAUGAGAUCUCCCAGUGCGCCAGGAUCCUGAACUCACUGCAGGAAGAUGUUCGCAGGCUGAACAAACCUCUGGCCAUCAAAGCGGUAGAGGUCCAGAAGAUGCUGGCCCAGUGUGAGAAACUGCAGACCCAGUUGAAUGAUUACCAGCCAACCAUCAUUGCUCUCAACCAAUCAAAAGACAGUAUGGCAGCCAAAGGUCAAACCACAGAAGCCUCGGAACUGUCUCGCUUGACGAUGACCUUUGACCAGGUCAUGAUGCAGGUGGAACAGUCCUACGCCAGGUUGGAAAAUGCUGUUACAAUCAGGCAGCAUUAUGAGAGUCUGAAGACAGAGUUUGAAACUUGUUUGAAGGAGAGCCAAGAACAACUGGAUGCAGUCAGUGAGCUUGGCAUACCAACUCCAACUAAAUUUGACAGAUACAAAGCUGUCCACACCAUCCUAGAGGAGCAAGAACUCCAGCUGGCCACCAUAAUGGACAAAGGGCAGCAGAUAGCCAUUGAGUGCAACACCACUGACCAGAGGACAGUGGCAGACCAAAACCAAAGCCUCAAGCAGAAAUUUGAUAAAUUGCUCCGUGCAGUUGAGAAGAAAACGGAGGAGCUGGACAAAAUCAUGUCAGACAGGAGAGACUUUGAGACUGAAAUGGAUAAGACUUUAGAGUGGUUGCAGUCGAAGAACAGAGAGAUUGUGGUCCAGGUUCCUCUCAGUAUGGAGGCUGAUGAGGUGGAGGUGGAGAUCAAGAAACACAAGGUUGUUGCUGAUGAAAUAAACAGCCAUCUAAGAGAAGUACAAACCAAGAUAGCUCAGCAGAGAGCUCACUUUGAAGAGCUUGAUGAAAUUAUGCCUAUUGAGAUGACAGACAGAUUAGAGCAAUACGAAAAUGACAGAGCAGCUUUGCAGGUACAUGUAUAA